GGCUCAGCGUGCCUUGGUUGAUUGGAUUGCGGCGCCCCGAGAUAAGGGUUGCGCACGAUCCCGGCCCUUCGAUGCUACCCUGAAUUUCCAAUUCCUUAGCUACGACGCAGCCGAGUGGUGAUCAGAAUAAACCACCUUCUACAUAGUAUAAGCUUCCCGUUGGUUGUCGACGCUAGAUUCGCGUCCCGCUUUCUCGAUGUAUAUAAUAUCUCCGUUAUCUCGUCUUAGACUGGGGGGCAUAGGGAUAGGGUUCAGAGAGCGCCUGAAAAAAAUAACCAAUUGGUUCGCUUGAUAUGGUUUUCAUCAAAUCGAAUUGAUAAUGAUUGCUCCACGUGCCUACCUUAAUACCCCGGUGUAUAUACAUACCUGGGUCUGCGUUGAGUAAAUAAAUGAAGCCGUGGGUUGAAAUUGCGUAGGUACCUAACCUAAGAUAAUAUAUAACUAAUAUCUUCGCAUCGUAUAUCAGUGUCCUGAGUUCUUGUCGCUGCCUUUCCUAUUCCCAUACUUCGUAUUGUCCUCAAGUUGCAAGAAGGAAACAUCCACCAACCAUGGCGCGCAUCGCAUCUUUCGCUCUCCUAUCCGCGGCGGCAGCGCUCCCCGGCGCCCUGGCCUGGGGCGCCAUGGGCCACGAGGCGGUCGCCUACGUCGCGAGCAACUACGUGAGCGCGUCGACGAGGACCUUCUUCCAGGCCUUGCUGGACGACACGUCGGCGGACUACCUGGCGAGCGUGGCGGCGUGGGCCGACAGCUACCGGUACACGAGCGCGGGCAAGUUCACGGCGCCGUUCCACUACAUCGACGCCAACGACAACCCGCCGGCUAGCUGCGGCGUCGACCUGGACCGCGACUGCGGCGCCGAGGGCUGCGUCGUGCGCGCGCUCCAGAAUUACACUACGAUCCUGAUCGGCCAGAAGGCGAGCACUGCUAACCUGCAGAUCGCAGCCAAGAUGGUCAUCCACUUUGCGGGCGACAUAGGACAGCCGCUACACUGCGAAGCCUUAGAGAUCGGCGGCAACGACAUCGACGUGCAGUACGACGGCGAGGACACCAACCUGCACGCGGUCUGGGACAGCAACAUCCCCGAGUCCAUCUCCGGCGGGUCCUCGCUGUCGUCUGCGAAGUCGUGGGCCCAGGAGUUGAUCAAGGAAAUCGACUCGGGCGCGUACAAAUCACAAGCAUCCAAAUGGGUCUCGGGCCUCAGCGUGGCCUCAGCGGCGAAGCAGACGGCGACGGCGCUGGGCUGGGCGACGGACAGCAACGCGUACGUGUGCUCGACGGUGCUGGCAGGCGGCGUGAGCGCCGUCGAGAAACAGGACCUCAGCGGGAAGUACACGACGGCCGCGCAGCCCGUCGUCGACUUGCAGAUAGCGAAGCAGGGGUACCGGCUCGCCAAGUGGCUCGACGCUAUCGUUGCUGCGAUUCAAUGAAGUUUUGUUCGUGUAUGCGUGAGAUUUUGAUGAUUAUGGCGGUGGGAGUUUGGUGCAGGUGGAGAGGGCGCGAAGAGGAAAAGGAAAGGAAAGUAAGAGACGA
Daldinia caldariorum is the source of this 1530-nucleotide messenger RNA. RefSeq names its product nuclease S1 precursor. The coding region runs from base 549 to 1427 and encodes 292 amino acids. The record is from RefSeq and is a predicted model, not a curated record. The transcript is spliced from 4 exons. Gene Ontology annotation, molecular function: nucleic acid binding; endonuclease activity. Gene Ontology annotation, biological process: DNA catabolic process. Lineage: Eukaryota; Fungi; Ascomycota; Sordariomycetes; Xylariales; Hypoxylaceae.